AUGAACAAGCAUGAAGGAAAAGCCAUUCUAAGAAACCUUUUUUGCAGCAAAAAGGUGCUCCUUGUGCUUGAUGAUGUAACUCACAUGAGUCAAUUAGAGAAUAUGGCUGAAGUCCAAAGUGGUUUGAAAGAUGAAUCUCUUCAACUCUUUUCUAGGAAAGCAUUAGAAAAGAUUCCUGAAAGCAAUUACUUGAUGUUGUCUGAAUCUGUGGUUAAAUAUGCCGGAGGUCUUCCUUUGGCACUCCAUGUUCUAGGUUCUUUUUUGUGUGGAAGAAGUGUACCUGAGUGGGAAGAUGCUUUAGACAGGCUAAAGGAAAUUCCAGAAGAUAAUAUUAUUCGAAAACUUAAAAUAAGUUAUGAUGCAUUAAAUUAUCAAGAAAAGGCAAUAUUUUUGGAUAUUGCUUGUUUUUUCAAUGGAUGGAUGAAAUAUGAAGUGACCCAAAUUUUGAGAAACUGUGAUCUCCACCCUACAAUUGGAAUAAAUGUUUUGAUUGAGAAAGCUUUACUAAUUGAAAGAAGAAUAUGUAUGGAAAAUGCAUUUUAG
Molecule: messenger RNA, 543 nt
Organism: Prosopis cineraria
Lineage: Eukaryota; Viridiplantae; Streptophyta; Magnoliopsida; Fabales; Fabaceae
Product: disease resistance protein Roq1-like
Exons: 2
Coding region: 1-543 (180 amino acids)
Biological process (GO): defense response
Molecular function (GO): ADP binding
Source: RefSeq, a predicted model, not a curated record